Molecule: messenger RNA, 3018 nt
Organism: Cyphomyrmex costatus
Lineage: Eukaryota; Metazoa; Arthropoda; Insecta; Hymenoptera; Formicidae
Gene: AGO3
Product: Argonaute 3
Exons: 12
Coding region: 168-2912 (914 amino acids)
Molecular function (GO): RNA binding; protein binding
Source: RefSeq, a predicted model, not a curated record
GUAUCGAUCGGCGUCGAUCGGAUUUUCAGUAAAUUGCGUUCUUAAGAGAAGUUGCUGGAAGAUCGGAUGACGCAGAAUCCUUGCGAAGAGAAAAUCGUGUACACAGAUGCUUGAAGUUGAUGAUCGCAGUAUUAAACGGUAGUUUUUCCAGCCGAAAAUAAUACAAAAUGGAUCCUAAGAAACCUACCGGACCUACCGGAAAAGGACGCGGUUCUUUUCUAUUAGAGAUGAUGAAGCAGAGACAACAAAUGGAACGAUCUCAAGCAAUGUCUCAUUCUAUAGAAACACCUAGUGUUUCAUCAAUUGAACCAUCAGGAUCAUCUGAAGGGUAUUCUUCAUCUCUUACUUCAAGUUCUAGUGGAGGUCGUGGACGUGCGCUAUCUGGUUUGUUAAAAUCAAUGCAGAGUAGCAGCAGUGGUGAAGAAUCCAGAGACUCUUCAGUAGCAAUAGGUCACGGUCGAGGCAAUAUUUCAAGUUUAAUAAAAAAACUUAGCCAACCAAGUACUUCUGUACCAGAAAGUGUUAGAAGAGAUGAUUCUGAAGGAGUUUUAGGAAAAUUAUCUAACAUCUCCGUGUAUGAUAAACCGCCCACACCUGAAGAGCUACAAUCCUUGGAUGAUGUUACACCGGUAUGUCGACAAGGAAAAAGUGGAACAAAAGUAGAAGCAUACGCUAACUGUGUGGAUGUGAAAGUAGAUCCUGCAAAGGCUCAAUAUUUAUACGAAAUUAAAUUUUCGCCAGAUAUAGAUUCAAUAGGUUUACGUCGUAAACUAGUUAAUCAACAUUUUGCCACAUUAGGACGAACAAGAACAUUUGAUGGGACAUUACUUUAUUUACCACUAAAAUUGCCUCAAAAUGAGACUCACUUUCAAUCUGAUCAUCCAGAUGGGUCAAAAGUAUCUCUCACAAUUAUUUUCAAAAGGAAACAACCAAUACAUGAAAAUGUUCAAUUUUUCAAUAUUUUAUUCAAUCGCAUAAUGCGUGCGCUUAGCUUGGUUCGUAUUGGUCGACAAAAUUUUAAUCCGAAUUCCGCGCAUGCUUUGCCUCAACAUCGAUUGGAAGUAUGGCCUGGUUACGUAACUGCUAUAAAUGAAUACGAGGGUGGUUUAAAGUUGUGUUUAGAUGCCAAACAUCGAGUGAUGCGAACAGAAACUGUGCGAGAUUUAAUAACAGAGAUUUGCCAAAAAUCAAAGCAUAAUUUCAAAGACAUUGCUAUGAACGAAGUAAUCGGUACAAGUGUACUAACGAGAUACAAUAACAAGACGUAUCGUAUAGAUGACAUCGAUUGGAAUAAAUCACCAAAUUAUACGUUCUCUAAAAAUGGCCAACAAAUAUCGUUAUUCGAAUAUUACAAGUCGCAUUGGAAUAUCGAGAUUAUGGAUUUACAUCAACCCCUUUUAGUGCAUCGUGUUACAAAUAGAUUACCAAACGGCGAGAGAGAGGAAAGCAUAAUUUAUCUGGUGCCAGAAUUGAGCUACGCAGCAGGUCUUACUGAUAAUAUUCGCAAUAAUCAUAACAUUAUGAAAGACUUGAGCGGAGUUACGAAAAUGUCGCCUAAUCAACGUCAAGAGGUGAUCAGCCGAUUUGUAGAUGAAAUUAAUAAGAAUGAUAUAACUCGAGAAUUAUUAGCAGAAUGGGGUUUGCGUAUAAGCCAUGAUUUAGUUAAAUUUACCGCAAGACGUCUCGAGCCUGAAGUGAUACGUUUUGGAUUCAAUAAAAGUCAUCAUACGAAUGAUAAACCUGCAGACUGGUCCUUUGCUGCAGUAAGAAGUCCCAUGUUGCAUGCUUGUAAUUUGAUCAAGUGGAAUCUUAUGUACUGUAUAAGGGAUAGAACUUGUGUAAAAGACUUCUUAAACGUUCUAAUAACGGUUGGUCAAGCGGUCAAUAUGCGAGUUAAUGAUCCAGUACACGUUAUUUUAAAAGAUGACAGAACAGAGAAUUAUUUGCGAGAAAUUCAAAAUAAUAUUAGUGCUGACAUUCAGUUAUUCGUUAUUAUAUUUCCAACCAAUCGCACUGAUCGCUACUCGGCAAUAAAAAAACUAUGCUGUGUACAAAAAGCUGUACCAUCGCAAGUCAUUAUUUCGAAAACAAUUUCUAGGCCUCCUAAAUUAAGAAGUAUCACAGAAAAGAUAGCACUUCAAAUCAAUUGCAAACUAGGAGGAGCAUUAUGGACUGUCACUAUGCCACUAAAAAACUGUAUGGUAUGUGGUAUAGACGUUUAUCACGUUGGUGUUGGUGGAGGAGGUCGAAAAAGUGUUGCAGGAUUUAUUGCUAGUUUAGAUAAUCAAUUGACUAAAUGGCACAGUAGAAUUUGUAUGCAGGCCUCUAGGCAAGAAUUAGUUGAUAUGCUACAAGUGUGUCUUACUUCUGCUAUUAAUGCUUUUUACAAGUAUAACGGAUGUAAUCCAGAGCGCAUAAUUAUAUAUCGUGAUGGAGUUGGUGACGGCGAUUUAGAUUAUAUAGAAAAUUACGAGGUAAAACAACUUUUGGCGACAUUUAAUCGCAUAGCGCCGAAUUAUAAACCGCAACUUAGUGUAGUUAUAGUUCAAAAACGCAUCAACAUGCGGAUAUUCAUCAGAGGAAGGGGAGGUUUAGACAAUCCCGCAGCAGGUACUAUUGUUGAUUCGUGCGUAACAAGGCGAAACUAUUAUGAUUUUUUCCUUGUGCCGCAAAGUGUACGUCAGGGCACAGUAACACCUACACAUUACAUCGUCAUUCACGAUUCAUCUAAUCUGGAAACAGAUCACAUGCAACGAUUGACAUAUAAACUUUGUCAUUUGUACUAUAAUUGGCCCGGUACAAUUCGUGUACCAGCUCCAUGUCAAUACGCACAUAAACUUGCAUACCUGGUGGGACAAAAUCUUUUAGCUGAGCCACACCAAUCUCUUUCAGAUAUCUUGUUCUAUUUAUAAUUUCAUCAUUAUUUUUUUUUCUCUUUAAAUAAAGUACAAACGCUACAAAAUAACGAUAUAUCAUUUAAAAGAGUAUUUUGAAAGAACUGAAAUAAUUGUGUUCCUA